This is a messenger RNA of Colletotrichum fioriniae, 1005 nucleotides long. NCBI's taxonomy places the organism in Eukaryota, Fungi, Ascomycota, Sordariomycetes, Glomerellales, Glomerellaceae. The record is from RefSeq and is a predicted model, not a curated record.
AUGGCGGCUGCCCUUCCCCAACCCAGUGCGGUACCGCAGCCGAUGUUCCGUGCUGUGGCUAGCUCGACGAGACCGCUAUAUCAGUUGCUGAGGACGAUCAGCUUCUCCAACAAGGUCCAUGUUCAACUCCAGGAAGAUGGCAUCAGGUUUGCCGCGGAUCUUUCUAGAGUUAUGCAAGGCAAGUUUGACGACCAAGAUUUGUUGCGGGCAGGAUGUACUGCCUUCCUCGACAAGAAACUCUUCACGUCCUACUCUCUGAAUCUUGCGGAGGAUGAGCCAUUGCCCAACUUUCAAAUCACACUCCCAGCCCUUCUCGAGACGCUUCAAAUUUUCGGUGCGGUAGACAUCGCAACACGCACACAAAAGGCUGAGCAGGAUUCGUACCGCAGCAAUCUCCGCAAUUACCGACCAGAUGCGUUUAGUAACCAGACUCUGGGAAUUGGCGGGACUUGUAGCCUGGUAUAUACCGAAGAGGGCGGCCAAUUCAACAUUAUCAUCGAGGAAAGCGGGGUCAAGACUACGGCCAGCCUCACAACCUAUCUGCCGGAAAUCCCAGAAGAGAUACCCUUUGACCGGGAAAACCUGUCUUUCAAAAUCAUCAUGCAGGCGCGCUACCUUCUUGACGCCUUGGCCGAACUUGCACCCACCGGCCCCAGCCGCCUAACCAUAUCAGCCUCGAAAAAUCAACCCUACCUUUCCCUUUCCGGUGCUGGCGACCUGGGGUCAUCCAGUGUGGACUUCGCCAAAGGCCGCGAGCUGCUGGAGACCUUUUCGAUUCAGGAUCGAUGGACCCAGUCCUACAAAUUCGAUCUGAUCAAGUCUUCCAGCGAGGCGAUGCGGAUCGCUAGCAAAAUUAGCUUCCGCGGCGAUGCCCAAGGCGUUCUGAGCUUACAAUUCAUGGUUGAAGUGGAGGGCGGCGGUGUCAGCUUUUUGGACUUUCGAUUUGUGCCAUUCAUCACGCACGAGGACGAUGAGGAUGAAGAGGGACAGGAUGAGAAUGAGUAA